AUGUCUUUCUUCUUUUCUCUCUUCCUUGUGUCCUUUCUCUUCUCCUCUCCAUGUCUUUCUACUACAACAACGCCAUUUUUUUCCUCUAAAGUUAUUAAUCCCACGAAUUAUCAUAAAAUUCAAGGUUAUACAUGGCAAGAAUUUAAAAAGUUUGUGGAUGCUAGUAAAGGCAACAAAAUCAAUGGGAUUUCUGAGCUCAAGAAGUAUUUCCAUCGAUUCGGGUAUUUGAAGAUGGAUAGCAUGAUUUUUACAGAUUUAUUUGAUGAUCACUUAGAGCAUGCUUUGAUUAAAUAUCAAGAAAAGUUGGGCCUUUCAGUCACUGGAAAACUUGAUGAAUAUACAGUUUCUCAUAUUAUUUCACCUAGAUGUGGUGUAUCCGAUUCUGCCCUUAAGUUAUUUAAGCAUGUAAAGAGAAAAUACUCAUUUUUCACAGGCAAGCCAAGAUGGUCUAGAAGUAUACCAAUAACGUUAACUUAUGCAUUCUCUACGGAGAAUGUAAUAAAUUCAUUGAGCAUGUCCGAGAUAAAGGAUGCUUUUCAACGUGCGUUCAACCAUUGGGCAUCGGUAAUACCGGUUACAUUCUUGGAAAGCAACGAUUAUGGAUGUGCAGAUAUUAAGAUAGGAUUUUACAAAGGUGAUCAUGGAGAUGGAGAGCCAUUUGAUGGGGUUCUAGGGAUUUUAGCUCAUGCAUUUUCACCAGAAACUGGUAGGUUCCACCUUGACGCGGCGGAGACAUGGGCAGUGGACUUUGAAAGAGAGAAAUCGGAUGUGGCUAUUGAUUUGGAAUCAGUAGCUACACAUGAGAUUGGACAUUUGUUAGGAUUGGCACACACUUCAGUUCAAGAAGCAGUGAUGUUCCCUAGCUUAAAACCAAGAGAAAAGAAAGUGGAUUUGAAAAUGGAUGAUAUUAAGGGAAUACAAGCUCUUUAUGGUUCAAACCCUAAUUUUAGUUAUAAAGCUCUUUCAGAAUCGGAUACUUCAACAAACAAUGGAGCUACUUUGAAGAAGCGACAAUUAACAUGCUAUAGUUUUAUUUUGGUCUUAAUCGUGUGGAUGUCAAUGUAAAUAUAAACUAUGUAGUUUCUAUACAAAAUUCUUUUGGUCAUGGUCAUGUAAGCAAUUGACUUUUGACCAUUUUUUCCUUAGUUUGGAGUCCAUAAUAUGGACGGUCUUAAAGGAAUUUGCAUUAGAGAAAUCAUAGCAUCUAGAAAGUACCAUAAUUGCUUGUUAUUUAAGUCGAAAUUAUUGUUC
Solanum dulcamara is the source of this 1251-nucleotide messenger RNA. Its product is annotated as metalloendoproteinase 1-MMP-like. Bases 1 to 1065 code for a protein of 354 amino acids. Gene Ontology annotation, cellular component: extracellular matrix. The record is from RefSeq and is a predicted model, not a curated record. Gene Ontology annotation, molecular function: metalloendopeptidase activity; zinc ion binding. The transcript has 2 exons. Lineage: Eukaryota; Viridiplantae; Streptophyta; Magnoliopsida; Solanales; Solanaceae. Gene Ontology annotation, biological process: proteolysis; collagen catabolic process; extracellular matrix organization.